AUGUCAUCAGCAGAAGAAAUUCGUCUCAAGCGUCUAGCUCGUCUAGGAGGAGGAGCUUCCAGUCCCUCUCCUGGUCCUUCCGAGUCCAGGAAGGCAGAGGGGACACCUAAGGAGGAGGUGAAGAAGGAGGUGAAGGAGGUGAAGGAAGUGAAGAAGGAUGAGCCCAAAAGCACACCUGCGAUCAAACCCAAGAUCAAGAUUGUGCCCAAGGCCGCUGCUUCUGCCGCCACAGGCACAUCGACCCCAAAAUCCGCUGCACCACGACCAGCUCCAGCUCCCUCGGCUUCGCUGACCGUGCCGUUCCAGCAGUACGAGCAGGACGCAAUUGAAAGCAUUCUGCGAAUCACAGUGCGAGACAAGCAGCGAUGCACGCAACUUGCAUCGGUCAAGGAGGAACUGGAGUCGGAAAACAAGCCCGUGGCGCUCUCCAGAGACAAUCUCGAAGAUGCGCUCUUCAGCCACCUCACAGGAUCCAAGGCAGUCUUCAACUAUCUCAUGGAGAGCUUUCUGCGGGCCAAGAAAGACUUGGCAGUGCUCAACAAGGCUGGCACGGACGCUGUCGAUGUAGAGCCCAAGAAAGAGCUGGUCAGAAAUAUUAUGGAAAUGACCACCCGAUAUGGACUGCUGUUUGUGUCUGUUCCAGACAUGUACGAGCAGGCCCAAGGCAUUAUGGAGGUGCUGAAACUGUCACAGAACGGCUCAUUGUCGUGGGAGUUCGUGGACGAGAUCUUCUCACGUGCCCAGACCGACGGAGACAUGGGCUCUGUUGCGGGCAAGAUUCUGCAGGACGUCAACGGGCUGAUUCUCAGCGCCAAUCAGGACGCCUCCCAGUCGGCCACCGCUGCUCUCUACUUUGUGUCGCACCUGUUCAGCAACAAGCUGUUUGCUUCUGCUGUGCCCGAAAUUGAAGGCUUUGUCGAAAGUGGCACCAACGACGAAAAACCCGCAGACAUUGAGAAGAACCCCCAUGGUCUCGGCCCCGUUUUUGCCAUUUCUCCUUUGCAUGGUUCUACCGCUCUCACCUUCUUCCCCAUCGGUACUCCUGAGCAAAUGAUGGAUCCCCGUGGCAACGCCGCCAACGGAGUGCGAGCCGAGUCGCGAAUCGUGCAGGACCAGCUGUUCCAGAUUGUCGACAAGAUUGUGCGGGCGUCUCCACAGGCACGAGACUGUAUUCUGCAGUACUUUGGCCGCGUGCUCAAGUGCAACCACAGAAGACGAGCCACUCGACUGCAAGAAGGCACCACAUCUUCUGACGGCUUUCUGCUCAACAUAUUUUUUGUGUUGCUCAAACUGGCAGACCCGUUUGUCGAUAACGCCUGUUCCAAGAUUGACAAGAUUGACAUUGACUACUACAGCCGAACCAAAAACGCGGUAAUUGACAUUUCCGAGGAGACCAAGAUCCACGCCGACUCCACCGAGGCCGCAGAGUACUACGGAGACGAAAAGAAUGCCGAUAAGAAAGACCUGGCUCCUAACUUCAUUUCCCAUGUGUUUUUCCUCACCGCCGGAUACCUAUACUACGGUUUUGGAGGUGCCCAGCAGCAGGUGACACGUCUCAAGGAGCACCAUGACCAGGUUAGAGACUACCUUGACAACUCGCGGAUCCAGUAUGCCAAUGUUCCCGAGGCUCAACGGGGAGCAGUGAACAUGCAGCUACAGAAGGUGGAGAAGAUGGUGGGUUCUUUGGCGGCCCAGCGAGCAGCCAUUCUGGCCGUCAUCUCCGAGCAGGACGUGUGUGUCCAGGUGCUGCAGUUUGCUAUUUUCCAAAUGCAUUAUCUCAUCCGAGUUCUGGACCCCUCUCACACUUAUCCCCUGGGUGGCGAAGUUACUCUGCCCCUGUACACUGGAGAGAACACGGGACCUAUUGCUUACCUCCCCGAGUACCUAAUCGAGGGUCCUGUUGGCAUUGUAAACGUCAUGUGUCGUCACAACACCAUUCUGGCCAUGUUGUCUCCCUUGGUGGACGUUUCUGCUCUCGUCACCUUUGGAGUGGUCUUUCUGCGACACUCGGACGUGAUCAAGAACCCACAUCAGAAGAGCAAGAUUGUAGAGAUGUUGUUUUGCGGCACCCAGCCCAUCUACAACCAGAAUGAUGGCUUCUUGGUGUCUACAUUCAACUCGCAGAAACUGGCACUGGAGUCGCUUAUGCAUUCGCUCAUGAACAUCUAUAUCGAGUUUGAGCAGACUGGAGCACAUACUCAGUUCUACGACAAGUUUAACAUUCGGUACUAUGUGUCGCAGAUCAUCGAGUCUAUCUGGAACAAUGUCAACUAUCAGAAGCGGCUGGAAAAGGAAUCCCAUGACAACAUUGACUUCUUUGUGCGGUUUGUGGCGCUGCUGCUCAACGAUGUCACCUAUCUCAUGGAUGAGUCGGUCAGCAGUCUCACGGAGAUUCGGCAGAUUGAGGCGGAACUGGCUGCCAUGACCGAGGAAGAGAAGAACUCCACUCACGCCCAGGAGCUGCAGAAGAAGUUCAAGACAGCCGAGCGCAACAUCAAGGGGUGGAUGCCUCUCACCAACAAGAACAUGAAGCUUCUUGAUUUGUUCACCCAGGCUGUCCCCAAGUCGUUUGUAUCGCCCGAAAUCGUCGACCGACUAGCUGCCAUGAUGAACCACAACCUCAAGGCGCUGGUUGGCCCUCGAUGUCGUGAUCUCAAGGUCAAAAACAUGCUAAAGUACGGCUUCGACCCCAAGGAUCUGCUGGUCAAGCUUUCCAAGGCUUACUACAACCUGCACAAGCAGGACGCGUUUAUCCAGGCUGUGGCUCGAGACGGCCGAUCGUUUGACCCGGCAAACUUCACACGUGCUAUUGAGCUCAUCUCGCGUUUCAACCUUAUGCCUAGAGAGUACCUGGAUCAGAUUGUGGCACUUCGAGACAAAGCCUCGGAGGUGGCUGCUCAGGACGAGGAGGACGAGCAGGACCUGGGAGAUAUCCCCGACGAGUACCUGGAUCCUCUCAUGUACACACUGAUGACCAACCCUGUGAUCCUGCCGUCGUCCAAGAUCAAUAUUGACCUGGCUACCAUCAAGUCGCAUCUUCUGUCCGAUCCCAAGGACCCCUUCAACCGAGCGCCUCUCAAGCUGGAGGACGUACUGCCCAACGACGAGCUGAAGUUGGAGAUUGAAACCUGGGUCGAGGAGAAGCGAAGUGCAGCCAAGACCAAGGAUGCCGAUGGGGAUGUUGAUAUGAGCUGA
Yarrowia lipolytica CLIB122 is the source of this 3195-nucleotide messenger RNA. RefSeq lists its product as uncharacterized. The record is from RefSeq and is a predicted model, not a curated record. NCBI's taxonomy places the organism in Eukaryota, Fungi, Ascomycota, Dipodascomycetes, Dipodascales. Gene Ontology annotation, cellular component: ubiquitin ligase complex; nucleus; cytoplasm. Gene Ontology annotation, molecular function: ubiquitin-ubiquitin ligase activity. Gene Ontology annotation, biological process: protein polyubiquitination.